Messenger RNA from Wyeomyia smithii (pitcher-plant mosquito), 1133 nucleotides. It is a transcript of the gene HHEX, whose product is annotated as homeobox protein HEX homolog pha-2. The transcript is spliced from 3 exons. The record is from RefSeq and is a predicted model, not a curated record. The coding region runs from base 175 to 1098 and encodes 307 amino acids. Gene Ontology annotation, biological process: regulation of transcription by RNA polymerase II; cell differentiation. Gene Ontology annotation, molecular function: RNA polymerase II cis-regulatory region sequence-specific DNA binding; DNA-binding transcription factor activity, RNA polymerase II-specific. Lineage: Eukaryota; Metazoa; Arthropoda; Insecta; Diptera; Culicidae.
GAGUUACAACACCUGAAUUUCUUACAUGCGAUAAAACACGCUAACCACAGUGCGUAAAAAAAAUAUUUCAAUUUCUUCGUGCGCUACUGGUGAAUUGAUACGAUCAUACGUAUCGAAGUUUUUUUUAAAGAUUGUUUGAUAACGAUUGAAAAUCGCAAAUAGUGGCAGUGUGCGAUGGAGAUGGGUUCAUCCAAGCGCAAGUCAUCAUUUAGGAUCGAUGAUAUUUUGCAUCAACAGGCAGAACAGCAGCAAAUGUUGUUCCACCAUCAACAGCAAUUAGUACAGAACAGUGUUCUUAAACAGUUGUCAGAUUUAAAUGCCGUUCAACCUAGCUCUUCAACUUCACCAUUAACAACGACAGAUUAUUGCAGUACACAAAAGUCACCUUCUAAUUCGCCGGUGGCCAUUCAGGCCGGCCGAGAGUCUCCAAAGAAACCAACGGCACUCUAUCCAAACCUGCUGGAAUUUCAAAAAACCAGCUUUCCUCUGCAUCUUCAGUUUGGAAUGCCCUCGUUCAAUCCUGCACUUAGUCCUGCUCUCAAUGCCGCUUAUCUAGAGCACUACGCCAACGUGUUACACAAAGCGUCACCUCGGUUGUUUCCAUUUUACCCACCACACUACAGCUACUUGUUGCCGCCAUGUGGUUCAAAACGUAAAGGUGGCCAAGUUCGUUUUACACCCCAACAAACGCAGAAUCUGGAACGAAGAUUUUCGAAUCACAAAUAUUUGUCGCCCGAGGACCGUCGGCAUUUAGCUGUUCAACUUAAAUUAAGUGAUCGACAGGUCAAAACCUGGUUUCAAAAUCGCAGGGCGAAAUGGAGACGCGCCAACGUCGGAAGUCAUUCAUCUGAAUCGCCAGUUGAUAUGGGAGAAAAUGUGAGCAAAAAUUCCAAUCCUUUGGCUGUUACGUCAACAGUUGAAGCGACUAUAGAUCCAAUGAAAAAAUACUCCAAUGAUUAUAACGCAUCCUCGAAUAGCGAACCCGCUGAACUUUAUGAUAGCAAAAACUCCGACAAUUACUCAGAACAUGAAAGUUCUAGUGAGGCCGAAGACAGUUGUUAUGAGGACGGAAGUGUGUCCUCAAUUAACGUAAUAUAGAUAUAGAUCAAUCCAUAAAUAGUUUCAACAUACGC